UCGUCCAUUUUUAGUGUUUUAAGUUCGUUCCACCGACGAUGGUUGUGACGUUUUUACGCGGGUCGAACAAAAAAAGAAAUCCACAGGUGCACCAGGUCCAACAAUGACAGGUAGACAUCGCAGCGGCGGAAUGACUCUCCCGUGUCUGUGUACAGGAAGGGGCCAACCAUCCAUGAAUCGGCCACAUGGCGGAGUCGGUGUUGAUGCCAUUGGCUUCUAGUGGCCACGACAAGUUCUCGGCGAACGGACGCGGCUCUUCGUCUUCUUGUUUUAAAUAAAAGUGGACGAGGCGCUGCCCGGCGAAGAAGACGGCGCAGAUGUGCGUGUGCUAGUGCCGUAGUGUUACCAACUUUUUAUCUAACCAAUUUUCAGCCGGUUACUAACUCUAAUAUUCAUUGUGAACGUGGUUUUGUGUAAUUUUUUAUUUUAUAUGAGACAACAAAACGUACAAAAAUGACCAAACAAGAACUGAUUUUUUAAGUGGGAUUUUUUUAAAGAAAAUAAGACAUGAUGAUGGUCGACUACAACUCGCAAUAUGCGCCAUCCACCUUCAGCUCCGAUACAAUAUCCGAGAGCAUGAUGAGUAGAACCCCGCGAAUGAGAACUGUUAGAUUGAUCAGACCUAGUCAUGGAUCUCUUCCUCCUCCGGGAUUUACUUGCAGACAUGGCCCAACUUUGGGUUUUAGUAUUAGAGGAGGACGAGAACAUGGAACGGGAUUUUUCGUAUCUCAAGUUGAAAAUGGAUCGGAAGCUAACAGGCAGGGAUUAAAGGUUGGAGAUCAAAUCAUAAGGGUAAAUGGUUUUGCAAUCGAGGACGCCGUCCAUAAAGAAGUGGUCCAAUUAAUCUCGAACCAUACACACCUAACGAUGAAAGUUCGAACCGUUGGAAUGCUCCCCAUUAAAGACAAAAAAACCGACCCUUUAAGUUGGCAAAUUAUUUCCGAUAAUAACUCAUCAACCAGAUCUUCACCUCAAUUAACCGAAAAAAUACACGACGUAAGAAUUAACAUCAUGGUUGCGCCCAGAACAAAAUUAGGAUGCGGAAUUUGUAAAGGCCCCGAAUGGAAACCAGGAAUUUUUAUUCAAUUCACAAAAGAAGCCGGGAUUGCUAGAGAGGCCGGAUUAAGACCUGGGGAUCAAAUCCUUUAUUGCAAUAACGUCGAUUUCACCGAUAUCUCCUUUAAUGAAGCUGUAAAUAUAAUGAAAAAUGCCCGACAAUUAGACCUCUUAGUAAGAAAAUCAGCAGGAUCUGAACUAUUCCCAGGCGAAUCUAGCGGUUAUAAUAGUUCCGCGAGUUCAGUUACGGGGGAUCAAAGCCCAUCUUGGUCCGAAUCGAAAAGACUUUCGAUUGUAAAGGAAGAAAUUAAUUUAGACGAGCGCCUCGACAGGUUCAAAAACAAUAAAAAAUGGGAAAAGAUCGAGUGGGACGAUGAAAUUAGAGAAGAAAAGAACGCGAUUUCAAAUUACAAUUUCAAACCGACUAUCAUCAACCUCACAGAUAAUGGAACAACAAUUAAGAAUAACGGAGAAGAAGACGAUCAUGAUAACACGUUGAAAAGAAACAGUGGGAACAAGAUCGCUGAUAUUUGCUUGGUGUCGAGACAACACGAACUCAAAACUGUUGUUGUCGAAGUUCACAGAAGCGAUGAGAAAGAAAAGAUUCCUUUGGUUAAAAGCCCCUCGAUAUGCAGCUUUAAUAGUGUUGCUAGUAAAUGUAGUGAUGUUUCUAGUAGUUUAUCAAGUGCUAUUUGCGAAGAAAUUCAGAGAAGAGCUAGAAGAAUAAAACCAGUCCCGGAGAAACCUUCAAUAGAUGACCAACUGCAAAUAAAAAAGAUCCUUAAAGGUGUUAACUCUGACAAACAACAGCAACACUCUCAAUUAAUGGACGAAUUCAAGAAAGCUCAUAAGAAGAUGUUCAAAUCGAUUUGCGAGGAGAAACCAGAUAUUAAUGAAGAAACUAUUACGAACCGUAACGUUAAAGAUUAUAGUAAUGGUGUUACUGAACAACUUCCGAUACAAAAUCAAUCAGAAACCGUACAAAAAAAGUCGUUGACAUCGUUAGAUAAACCAUCAAAUGGAAAUUUUGCACCUCCACCACCUCCUUUACCAAUUUAUGACGAAUCAACAGAUAAAUUAAUCGAACCAACAAAACAACGACCAAAACCACCACCACCACCCGUUCCGCAAAAAACAUCAUCACAAUUACCUCAACCACCACCAUGUCCAACACCCGAUUAUGAUAAUUUAAGUUUAAAUUCGACAUUACCAAGAAAAGUAAAUUUUCCAAAAAAAGAUUUCUGCCAAAAUGGAAUUAACGAUGCCGUCGAAAUGGAAUCGUUGGAAUCAUUUAAGCUUCAUGAAAGUAAUAACGAGACGAAUCGAAAACCACCGAAUACGUAUUUUAAUAAAACGAGACUCAGUGGACAACUUUCGAAUGGUUCGGCGACUUCAACUUUAACGAAAAAGCCGGUUAAUGUGACUAUCGGUGGUUAUUCGUCCGGGACGACGAAAAAGCAAAUUAAAAAGUUGGAUUUUUUGAAUGGAUCGGGAAGUGAUACAAUUGAUAGGGCUUCCGGUCAAUCUAUAAGUAGCCAGUUAGCUUCUGAGUUGGCUCUAACUUUGAACAGAUCGAAUUUAAAAAAAAGAACUGAAUCUAUGGAGAAUUUGUUAAAUCAUCCACAAAUUAAAGCAGAAACCAACGGCUCCGUUAGAAUAUCAGUGAACAGCCCGUUAAGUAAACAGCUGGCGAAAUCAACGAAUGAUUUAAGUAAUUUGGGUAACUCCGAGACUUACAAUAAACCCUAUUCGAACAGAGUGACCAUAUUAUGUAUUCCAUCCGACAAAAAACAUGAUGCACCAAAUGGUAUUUUAAAACACGGACAACAUCGAUCGUUAGUUCAACAAAAAUCGAUCACUUUUGGGCCAACACCAACGGUGAUAAAUGAACAACAAUUACAUGUCACGUAAAACAAGAACUUGACUGAAUCGUACGUUAUGUGUACAUAUCAAACUCGUAUUUAACUUUAUAUGCUUAUAUUUUAAAUAUUUAUAAUUAAAAAACAAAUAAUAA
This is a messenger RNA of Onthophagus taurus, 3070 nucleotides long. RefSeq names its product harmonin. NCBI's taxonomy places the organism in Eukaryota, Metazoa, Arthropoda, Insecta, Coleoptera, Scarabaeidae. Gene Ontology annotation, cellular component: stereocilia ankle link complex; cilium; plasma membrane. Gene Ontology annotation, molecular function: protein binding. The record is from RefSeq and is a predicted model, not a curated record.